AGGUCAGUAGGUGGCGGUACAACACAAUAAAUUGGUGCGCCAAUUGCCAUAUAAAAGAAGAAGAAGAAGCUGGUUAUAUGUGCGCAUGCGCGCAUAACAUGCGCGUUUGCUAGCUUAUUGUAUGAAAUGCCUUUGAGCUAGCGACUCACUGAGCUGUUUAUCGAUAUGAACCGAGGACUGUUUAUUUAUUUACGUGGCAAAGACACGUUGAGAAAAACCCUUCAGACUGUUCGACAAAGAAGCAUUCGCCAUUAUAUGAAAUGUAAAACAGAAACUGAAAUAAAGCGGUUUAUUGUAGAAAACACUGAGAUAGUCAAAGGUCAAAGUUUAACACCCGAGAUCUCUUUAAGACUCUUUACAGUGAAAUGUCGCUUCUGGACGGAGAGAGCAGAGUUGUGGCCACUUCCUGAUCCCUUCUGGGCUAUAUACUGGCCUGGGGGACAGGCACUGACCAGGUAUCUUCUAAACAAUCCAGAGCUGUCAGUAGGUAGAAGAGUGCUGGAUCUCGGAUGUGGCUGUGGUGCAUCUGCUAUUGCUGCUAAACUCAGUGGGGCUGCUCAUGUUGUGGCCAAUGACAUUGAUCCAAUUGCUGCUAUUGCCACAAAGAUGAACUGUGAGCUGAAUGGAUUAGAGCCCUUGCCUUGUGUGACUGACAAUCUGAUCGGUUCAGAACCUGAGAACUGGGACCUCAUCCUGCUGGGAGACAUGUUCUAUGAUGAGACUCUUACAGACAGCUUACAUAAGUGGCUCUACAAAUGUGUUAAGCUUCACAGAACACAGAUCCUUAUUGGAGACCCAGGACGGGCUCAGUUUGAGAGCCAUGACGUCAAGGCACUGUUGUAUGAACGGGCUCGGUUUGAGUUACCUGACUCGGUUCGAGAGGAAAAUUAUGGACUGACAAGUAGCACAGUGUGGUGCUACAGACCUGAUUACUAAGGUACUUUUUCAACAAGAAAAUCUGUGUAUCUGUUAACAAUAAGCAGUUCUAUGCUUUAAGAAUACUUUAAAAAACAUAACUGACACUUCACACUCAUUUUAAUAAGAUGUACAUUAUUUAUAGGACUUGGCAGGUUACUGUGAGAAAGCACUGGUUGUAGGAUUUUCACCCAUAUGUAAUAUGAAAGCUUUUUUUUUUUCCUGUAAGAACGCUCGAGUAUUUCUGAAUGUUUCCAAAAUUUCAAAUAUGCAAAAUCUGUCCACUUCAGAGUUCAUUCAAGAAACUGUUCAAGUUAGAACCAUUCAAUCAAAAAGAGAUUACACUCAUGGAAAAUAAUCAUCCUUUAGGCAGGAGAAGAUGCAAGAAUCUCCCUCACAUCACCUCUCUCCUGAUCUCUUCCCUUUCUUUCUUUCUCUCUCGCUCGGCGUAUUUUUUUUUUCCUCCAGAACAAAUCAUUUUGUAUAUGUUCAUCAUUGAUCAGUUGUGCUGCAAGCUUUUGUGCUGUAGUUUUAGAAUUUUUUUUUUACUAAUAUAUGUAUUUAUUUAAUAUGAAUAUUUUUUUACCGAUUGUCAGAUUACAACCAUAUUUUGAGUACAAGUUUUAACUGAAAACAAUUGACCCUUUCACUGAACUUUUCAUCUUCAUCAAAGAUUUUAUUAAGAAAUAGACAUUAACAAGAAUGAAAGUUCUUACAUCCAAAAAGUGCUUUAUAAAGUUAGUGUAAAUAAAUAUACAACAAACGUAUUGUGUUACUAAUAUUUAGCAUAUUCACAUUACUGAAAUUCACCUGUUUCAUCUGAGCUAUGGACACUUUCAACAGCUCAGAACACAAACUGUAAUCUUGUAGAUUAUGUGUGAGUUUAGCAGUGACACCUGUGACUUGUUACAGUCAAACUGAUUUUAGCAUGUGUUUACUAUGUGUUUUUCCACUGUAGAUUUUUAUAUGCAAUAACAGGUGUGUGGAUGUUCUGCAUGAGCUCAAAGAAUGAAUUAGAGUAGACUCAGUAUACAGUCCAGGAGACCUGCUGAAUCUUUUUAGGCCCGAUAAGGUUAUGAAGUGCCUCCCUGGAUUUAUCUAAAAUACAAACCAAAGAUAGUUUUAAAGCAUAUUUUAACCCAGUAGUGACAAGGAAUCAGAAAGAUAUGUGAAGUAUAUCAUUUCAUGUAUAUCAAACAUGAUAUCACUGUUCUGUUUAUAUAGAAAUAAUACUACAAUAUACCUGUAAUGAGGGGACAUCCAUGAAAAAGGAAUAUUCUGAUGUUGACACAGUUUGAGAGAACAGCAGCCACAGCCUUGUCUGUUAAGUUACGGCACCGUACCAUCUGUAACUCCUUUUUGAGAAUAAGUACAAGAUGAAGCAUGUUCAAGUAGAAUGAAAGCAUCAACCAACGCAUCAAUCUUUUAGCCAAGUUUUUAGGGGUCUUGAUAUAUAGUUCAACAGUAACAGGGUAAAUAUUACUAUACACAGGUGAUAAUGUAAAACACAACAGGGUGUGCUGUUGUAGGAAAAUAAUCAACAACAGGGUUGUGUAAUGUAACCCCAAGCGAAGCUCUGUUAUUUUCCUACAACAGCACAUCCCGAAGUGUUUUAUUCCCCUUGUACUUGUUAACCACAGCAACCUGUUAACAAUUACAAUUUUUUUUAUUUAUGAUGAGUUUAUAGUUGCAUUUAAUUCAAGACAAGUUACUUCGUGGUAUCGCUUAUGUUAGAGCAGCUAUAAACAAUCGUUCACCUUCAUUUCACUAUUAUUUAAUAAUAUGACAAAAAAAAAAUGCAGCUUGUUACUGAGAAACUGCAAAACGCUUUGUCUUUAGAAUUUCCCAUGGCAAAGUAACAGGUUUGUUCCAAAGCACUGGCUGUCUGAUCGUUGUCAGAGCUGCUUUCAACAUAUUAUGACCAAAGAAAUUUGAGAAUUCAGCAGUGUUGUGCUAUAAUAAAUACCAGUGAAUACACACAUUACCUUUAAGCUCUGGCAGCACACUCCAGUUACAAGACCAAUAACACCUUCGUCAGUGACCUGUCAGGAGCAUGUCAAGUAAUAAAAUUACAGUUACACUAAUAAAUCUAGCAAAAUCCAGUUUUAAAAAAAGACUCUAAAAGCAUUAUUGCCUUUUAGAAUAACACUGAAAGGUUAACACAGUCCUGUAUCAAUGCAUAUCACUGAAACAGCACUACAUCAGAAGAUACAAAGUGAUUCUAACGCUAUUCUGUAAUAGUGAAAUGUUUAGUUAUAUUACUUUUUAGCCAUUUGGUUCAGCUCAGCCUCCUCCUGCUUUGUAUGUGGACUCUGUUUUGUAUUUAUUGUGUUUAUUGUACUGUAUUUAAUGUAUACAAUUGUAUGUUCUUGCGCUGAACUGCCAAGUUAAAUUUCUGUGUACAUUUGGUGAAUAUAGUGAUUCCGAUUCUCAUUUU
This is a messenger RNA of Pangasianodon hypophthalmus (striped catfish), 3352 nucleotides long. It is a transcript of the gene etfbkmt, whose product is annotated as electron transfer flavoprotein subunit beta lysine methyltransferase. Gene Ontology annotation, molecular function: protein-lysine N-methyltransferase activity. Gene Ontology annotation, cellular component: mitochondrial matrix. The transcript has 3 exons. The coding region runs from base 166 to 936 and encodes 256 amino acids. The record is from RefSeq and is a predicted model, not a curated record. Gene Ontology annotation, biological process: peptidyl-lysine trimethylation. Lineage: Eukaryota; Metazoa; Chordata; Actinopteri; Siluriformes; Pangasiidae.